This is a messenger RNA of Magallana angulata, 6768 nucleotides long. RefSeq lists its product as uncharacterized. Bases 155 to 3124 code for a protein of 989 amino acids. Gene Ontology annotation, cellular component: cytoplasm; nucleus. Lineage: Eukaryota; Metazoa; Mollusca; Bivalvia; Ostreida; Ostreidae. The transcript has 11 exons. The record is from RefSeq and is a predicted model, not a curated record.
ACUGCGUUUUCAUUCGUUCAAGGUCACGUGACUGAAGUUUCCGAUACCACGACAGCGAUCAAACUCGCGCCGGUUUGGGUUUUUCCGUUUUAUAGACAGGAAUUUGGAGGUUAUUAUGGUUUCGUAGAAUCUGUAUAUAAGAAUAUCAAGACAUAUGUAUAUCCCAAAGGAUAAAUAUUGGGUAUCAUUAAAGAUGUUUGAACUUGAAGAACACCUUGGACAUGCUGAAUUGUGGACAUCAAACUUUAAUGUCUUUGAAAGUACCGAACUGCCCUCAAAUCUAUUGGACAGUAAAAUGAAUAAAUAUGGAUAUGAUGAUCAUGCUGUAUCUGUACAGACGAGAUCAAAUCAAAUACUAGUGGGCAUCAGGGUUAAUACAGGUGUUAACUUUAAAGAUCUUAGACCUUCUUCGUUUGUAUUGCAGUCAUUUGCAAUUUCACAUAAAGUGUUCAGAUGUAAAAGCUUAGAAACAUUGCUGUCAAAGGCAACAUUGUCUUCAGUUAGCAGAGCAGUAAUGAAAUGGGUGAUGCUCAAAGACUUAAUGAAAGCAUUUGAGAAUCAGGAUUUUCUUCUUUGUCUGGAUAGUGUUAAGAAAUACAAGAAAAUGCACAAAACCUGCAUUCGAGAAUUGACUAUUCUUUUUAAAAAAGUCAAAAGUCUGAGUAUAAUUAAAACCUGCAAUCAUAUUGACCAAGACUCAAUCAAUUGUUUACAAGAAGGCAUGCAACUUUUGCUCAAUGAUCUAAGAUCAGAAAAGAUGUCGCCUACAUAUGUCAUGCUACAUCGCCGUGAUUGUUUACACAGAGAACUUCUCAUAGUUUUAUGUAGGUUGUCCUCCUUUUGUCUGAGUUUAACAAACACACAUUUUGAGGACCGUUCACCGUUUUCAUCUGAUUCCCCAGUUACAAGAAACUCAAUAAUGAAUCUUUUUGAAGAAAACCUUGUUUUGAUCUCUCUUUUGAGAGCUUGUGAAUUGCCAUCAUCCAACUUCAAAGAACAGAAAACUGUUUUGACUUCAAUUUUGAAGACUUGUGAUUUACCAUCAUCUGACUUUAAUGAACAGAAAGACGUGAUAUUGAAAGCUGACAAGAAACCUGGACAGUUAGGAUCUUCUAUACAUCACUCCAGUUUCAUGGAAAUUACCAAAGAUGUUGUUCGCUUUUUGUCAAAUGAUUUAGCAAUGAUUUUAUUUCACAGAACUUUAAGCAUAUUGAGCCAUUGUGUGUUAAGGAAAAGAAAUGAUGUAGUUAAUGUAUCGAUAAUAGGUACUCUAAAUAAUGAUCGGCCCUUACUUUGUCUAAAUGCUCCAAAUGGUGCAAAGAAAUGUUCUGCAAGAGGAAGUACAGCCCUUAACAACAAUAACGGAAGAGUUAGAGAACAGCAAAUACAAGACCAAGUUAAAAUCUUUUUUAUGAAUAAUACAGGUAUAAUGAAUCUUGAAAAAGAAGACGUAAAUGGUGAAAAUAAGACAGAAGAGAAGAAACAGAUGGAUGUGGAAAAUGUUAAGUCCAUCAAGGAUGGUACACAUGAUGAAAUUAAUGACAAGGAUGGUAAAGAUCAGUCGGAAAAUCAAGGCCUGAUCAAAGUUAUUCCCGAAAUAUUUAGAUUUGUAGAAGUACGAACUGGUACGGACAUUGUAGUUUGUCCUGCUACACAGCAACAGGUUCUGGAGCCUUUCCUGAACAGAUUCUCCGCUCCAGACAACAAACCUUCCAAACACGACACAAUGGCCAUGGAGUUCCUCCGCCUCUGUUCCAUGCAUGAUUACCCAAGCAAGCAAGGCCCGAGUCUACUGCGCCUCGCCGAAGCGGGCUUCUACUAUGAAGGAAACGGCGACGAACUGAUUUGUUUCUCGUGUGGAGUCCGUAACAGGAAUUGGUCGUAUGGUGACUCUCCUAGAGAAAUCCACCAGCGUUUGUCUCCUGGAUGUAAAUUCCUGACAGAGGGUGGGGACGGUAAUGUCCAAGUGCCCAGGGAUCAUCCCACAGAAGAGCUUGCAUCCCAUCAAACCAAUAGAAUGGUAGAAACUGAUGGUCUAAACGUGUCAGAUGGUGCCUUGGCACGAGAACCCGCCAACAAUACAGCACACCUCUCCAGCGCUGGUUACAGUCAGCUUCGAUCAGAGAGUCCACCGCCUGUCAUGGCCAUCAAACACCCAGAAUACACCGCACGCUCGGCACGUCUAGGCUCGUACCAAACCUUCCCGCGCCACAUGAAGCAACAUCCAGCUGAUAUGACCGAUGCUGGAUUUUAUUAUGCUGGGUUUGGGGACUGCUGCAGAUGUUUCCAUUGUGGAAUAGGUUUAAGAAACUGGGACCCAGAGGAUAACCCUUGGAUUGAACAUGCACGAUGGUCAGCGGAAUGCCCCUACAUCCUUAAAAUGAAGGGGCAGGCCUUUAUUGACCUCGUGCAGGAAGCGGCCAGAGCCGCAGAAAUGGCGGACAAUGAUGGAGAUAAUGAGGCAGAUAACGAGAGCGACAGCACCCAGAGCAAAUCAGCGGUAAAUGAGAAAUCAGGAGCGAAUAACUCUGAGCCAAAAGCACCUGCUGGGAAUUCAAGCUAUGAAGUUGAAAAUAACGUGGCGAAAGCGUCUGAGGCAGAGAUCAGCAAGGGUAUGCCGGAGGAAGGUGGAAGCAGUGCAGGUAAUACUAUAGAGGCCAAGCCAAUCAAAGCUCCUCUACGUACUGCAGCAGCGCAAAGUCUGAUCCAUGAUGAACACAUCAUACCUAAGUUCGUCACGGCAGCCAUUGAUGAACUAGUGAAGACAGAAGGUUGGGGAGCAUUCAGUUUGGAAAACAUACGAAAAUAUUUAAAGAGUCAGGAAGACAGCCGUAAAUCAGUGACGUCAGCUUCUAAUGCUGAUCCUAGCAUGCUGAAACAAGAAAACAAAGAGCUGAAGGACCUGACCAUCUGUAAAAUCUGCCUGGACGAGAAGGUGUCCAUUGUGUUCCUGCCCUGUGGUCACCUUGUCUCCUGCCCUCAAUGUGCCCCCGCCCUCACCAAGUGCCCCAUCUGUAGGAAGGGCAUCAAGGGCACAGUCCGAACCAACCUUGUCGAGAAAAACACCCUCAAAUCCAACACUCUUGAUAAAAAUAACCCAAAAACCAAUACUAAGAAGACGUGAAAUCAACUUAUGAAGAAAGACUAAACUUGGCAAUGACUACAAAUUACCAAUGUCAAAUCGGUGAUCCCUUAUUCUAUUGGGAUUAUUCAUUGAGGAGGUGAGGAAAAUUGGUUUUUUUCCAUAUUAAAGUGAGCCUCUUAAUGAAGUGUGUAAGCAUCUAGCUGUAAAGCUGUAGCUUUCAAAAUUCUGGUUUUGAAACACUUAAAAACUAUAAAAUUUGUGUAGUAAAACAAGCUCUGAAUUUUUUUACCCCCUUCUUACUGUUUCCUUACAAAACUGUGAAUGAAUUUGAUAGCAAGCAAUUGUGAAUAUACAUAUUGUAUUAUUUUAAUCAUAGUCCCCCAAAAAACCCUUUGUAAUUUAAAUGAAAACACUUUGCUGUUUAAAAGCCUUUUUGUAAAACAUGGCUGAGAUCUUUUUUUGCCCCUAACUUUGGCUGUCUGAUUGCCUUAAGCUUAACAUUGGUGUGAUAUUACAUGUACAAUUAAACAUAUAACUGUUGUAGUACUGAUAACAUUCAAAUCUGGAUUGUCUCGGGAAAAUACAGGAAAUUGAAAGGCAAUGUUUUAAGAAAACUUCAUACACUUCUGUAUGAAGAAAUAAUACUGUAAAAGUGGUUAUUUACGCUGGUAGUAAAGUAAAGUAAAGUACACGUUUUUUGGAGUCAAACAAUACGCGUGUGUAUUGAAUACGUGGAUGUGUCAUUUACCACACGAAUGUUCUGCUUUUUGACCAUGCGCGCUAGGAUAUUUUAUGCAAUUUUAAGCUUGCUGCGUAACUAGUGUAAAUUUCCCCACGCGUAAAUAACCACUUUUACAGUAGUUUUUAGCCCUUCUGGGCCUUAAAUUAUUUGAUAAUCAUUUGUAUUUUUACAUAGAAAAUAUAUUCAGCAUAAACCCAAUAUUCAAGCCCAAAAACAGUAUAAUGUAAAUACAGAAAGAUAUGAGGCGCAUAUAGUUUUUAAGUUAUUGCAUUAAAAAAUUUUAUUCAAUAUUACAUUAUAUGGUGAUUGACCUAAGACUGUCUAGUUUUGAAGGGUAUCAAUUUUAAAUGGCUAAAUAAACAUUAUUAUAUUGAUGUUAAACUCACAAAUAACAGAGUGCAGUCCAAAAAUUUGUAUUCCUAAUACCAUAAAAUCAAAGAAAUGAUGCCGCAGCAGUGGUUAAGUUAUGAUGUAUGAGAAAUCAAGGGAGUAAAGAAAAUUAAUGCAUGGUAUUGUAUUGGAAUAAAUUGAUAUUGUAAUGGCUUAUAUUCAAUGGCAACAGAAUUUAAACUUACACAUACUUAGUUGGUCACUUUACACUUUAUUAACCACAUAAAUAUUUAUUAUAAAGCGUAAAUUGUUCCAACUCAUUUUAUAUUAGUAUGAAUUCUGUAGCUGUUGAAUUAAAUCUAUACAAUUCGAUUCACCUUCUUCAAACUCAAAAGACAAAUUUUCUAACAAACAGCAAUAAAUUGUACACAAUUUACACAUAUUGCGAAACAAAGUAUGGUUUUAAGUAGAUGCCUUUUUGAUGUUGUUUUGUGUGUCGAGCCAAUAUUUUGAAGAGCAUCAGUUUUGCAGCUACAUAUAGUUUGUAUUCUGAUCAUUGUCUCGGUAGUAUUAAUACGUGUAUCAUAUCAUUUCUCAUAACUGGUUAUCUUUUGCCAUUGGUUAUAUGUUUACCUAUUGAUAUAGAUACAUUGAUAGAUUGAAUCAGUGAGUAAGUGAUACUAAUGGUGGAGGUAACAUUAUUACUUAAAUAAUUACAUGUAAAUAUUGACAAAGUGUUUUGAUGUAUCUUGAUCUGUAAAAAUUAUUUACAAAAAUUUUUUGUCAAUGCUAAUGAAUUUAAUUGUUUUGUACAACCAAUAUGUAUGAUACAUGUACUUGUAUGCGAAGUUGUGAAUCUAUCUUCUGAUUAGUUGGAAGUUUUUUAUUCACAGUUGGGAUUUAUACUCAAAAGUGAAUGAAACAAUGACUUAUCAGAAGAUAGCUCCAUAGAUGUUUCUUUUUAUAGACUGAAACUAAGAACAGAAAUAUAGGAAUAUCCUUCCCAGACGACUCCAUUCCCUUCAACAUAAUAUAACGAUGCCACAAUGGUAGCAGUUACAUUAAAACACUCAAAAACAAAGACCUUAAGAGGUUUUAUCGUUUUGAUAAAUUAUCUGGCGAAUAUUUUGAUGCAAUCACCGGCUUGCAGUUUAUAGACAUUCUUUGUCUAUAACUAGAAAUAUGAAUGAUAAACAUUAUCAUUUAAUACGGAUCUACUUGUAAGAACAGGUACCAUAAUGGCUGAAAAAAUUGAUUAAUAUAUAUAAUUCUCCUGAACAAGUUUGUAGAGAUAAUUUCAUGAAAGAUCUAUCAAUAAUCUCAGUCUAUAUAAUGAAUAUUAUUCACAUUAUAAUAAUCUUCAAUUAAAAUCAUGUUAACUUGUCUAUUUGAGAACAAGAUGUUUUAUUCUUUAACGAGAGUAAGAUCCCUAGCAUCUUCAAGCAUAGACAGCUACUAAUAUACUGUAUAAUGUACAUGCUGAAUUAGUUUCGUUGUUCUAUUUUAUAGCCAGAAUUAAAACAUAUUGUAAAGUAUAUCUAAGAUCUUUCCUUUCUUAAUAUUGUGCCUGUUAUACAUUGCUAGACUUUUAUUAUCAAUGUAGCAGUGACAAAACUAAUGAACAUUUGUUAAACCAUAACACUUGAUUUUAUAAGGGUUUUAUAUUUUUUGACUUUUUUCUUCAUGUAUGUAAGACAAGGUGGCGUUUUUAGCAUAGAAAUUGCUGACGUAUAUUGAUUGAAGAAUUCAUGAAGAAUUCUCCAAUCCUAUUGGUUAUGUCACUGCGAGUAGUUAUGGUACAUGAAGGCAAAAUAAGAUUUUCCUUUUUUUGUAGAGAGAUGUGUGAAUCAGAGUUGAAAUUUGUGUUUUUCUUGCUUUGCUUAUUUUUAUUUAGCUUUACACAAAUAUGGUAAAUCAAUUCGUGUUUUAUAAAGUUAUGAUAAUUUUAUUGUUUUACGUAGUUAUUUUUAAUUGAAAUCUGUGAUGCGCAAAAUGAGAUUUAUCUUUUUUUUGUAGAAAGAUUUGUGAAUCAAAGUUGAUAAUGUGUUUUCUUUCAUUUGUUUAUGUUUCGUUUUUCUCUGUACAAGUACAUUUAAUCAAUAUUAUAAAGUUACUAUUUUUUGAUUGCUUUACAUUGUUCUUUUAAUUAAAAUCUGUAAUGCACCCUAAUACUGGCCCCGCAUAUUACUGAAACACCACCAUAAAGUGAUUUUUGUGUACAUUUUUGUCACUGUCAUCUCCAUCUGCAUAGAUUCUUAUAGAGACAAGUAAAGGGAUACUGCACAUACUGUCUGAAGAAUUGUGCAUCAAGAGAUUUAAAUAGAUGUUAAGGUGUAGAACAGAACAGUUGUUAACAGUAUCAUCACGUGCAAGAACAUCAACAUUAUAUAAUUGAAGCCAAUUUAUGUCCUCCCAAAAAUGUGAUUUACUAUUAAAAAAGUUUUAGCUAUUGACGAUAGACAACGUUAUAAACUGAUUAUCCCUUCCCCCAACCCAACUGUACGCAGGUAGAGAGCGGUUUUGGGAUUCAAUAUCUGUUGCAUUUUGUUUUCAUCGCUGUUGACUUUAUAACUGUAUCUAAGGAGUCAAUAAAGCAUAUAGUUAAUAACAA